AUGAAGAUUUCAACGAUUGGUACUGUCAUUGCAGCUGCUGUAUUUUCUUCUUCGGUGGUUCAGGCUGAUUCUAGUGAUUUACCACCGAUCAAGAUCGACGGUAAUGCAUUUUUCAAUUCAAAAAAUGGUCAAAGGUUUUAUAUCCGCGGUGUAGACUACCAACCAGGUGGCUCUUCGAAACUGCAGGAUCCACUAGCUGAUUCUGACAAUUGUAAAAGAGAUAUUCCCGUCUUCAAGGAUUUGGGUAUUAACACCAUUAGAGUUUAUAGUGUGGAUAAUUCCAAGGAUCAUUCGGAUUGUAUGGAGCAGUUGCAAGAGGCUGGUAUUUAUUUGGUUCUUGAUGUCAAUACUCCACAAGCAUCAUUAUCGAGAUUAGACCCUAAAUGUUCAUACAAUGCGAAUUAUUUGCAGAAUGUCUUUGCCACUAUUGAUGCGUUUGCUAAAUACGAUAACGUCCUUGGGUUUUUCGCUGGUAAUGAAGUUAUCAAUGAUGUCAACAAUACGUUUACCGCACCAUAUGUUAAGGCUGUUGUGCGUGAUAUGAAGAAAUACAUGAAAUCUCAGAAUUAUAGGCAAAUUCCCGUCGGUUACUCAGCUGCUGAUAUUGCUUCCAAUAGAGAGUUAGCAGCUCAGUACUUUAACUGUGGUGAUGAGGACGAUGCUAGGAUUGACAUGUUUGGUGUUAACGAUUAUUCUUGGUGCGGUGAUUCAAGUUUUGAAAAAUCCGGUUAUUCGACUAAGGUGGAGACUUACGAAAACUAUUCCAUCCCCAUCUUCUUGAGUGAAUUCGGUUGUAACCAAGGAGUUUCUGAUGGUAGGCCUUUCACUGAAAUUGGUGCAAUUUAUUCCGAUAAAAUGUCGUCUGUGUUCUCUGGUGGAUUGGUGUAUGAAUACUCAGGAGAAGCCAAUGGUUACGGAUUAGUAGAUAUUGACGGUGACUCUGUUUCGAAGAAUCAAGACUACCAAAAUUUGAAAAAACAGUACGCAGCCCAGUCGAACCCUUCUGGUGAUGGUGGUUAUUCCACUUCUAAAAAGCAUUCAGAUUGCCCAUCAUACAAGAAAGACGUUUGGGAAGCUAACAACACAAUUCCUGAUAUGCCUAGCGCGGCUUCUGCUUAUUUCAAAAAGGGUGCUGGCACCCCACAGGGUACGAAGGCAUCCACUCAAAAUGAUUGUGGUUCCGAUGUUCACGUAGUACCAGCAGGUGGGAGUGAUAGCUCCGAUAGCGGUAACGGCAAUAACAGUACGUCUUCAAGCGGUGGUAGUAGUAGCAGUACCAGUACCAGUAGUAGUACGAGUGGCAUUAGUAGCCAUAAAAGCAGUUCUUCUGCUUCCAUUACUACUUCCACCAAAGGUGAUGCUUCCACUAAGGGCAAAAAUAACAAGUCUGUGGGAGCUGGUGCUGUCCUACAGGUUCCAUCUUUCUUCCGCGCAAUGGCCCAAGUUGUUGACUUAGUUCUUUGA
Messenger RNA from Zygosaccharomyces rouxii, 1464 nucleotides. It is a transcript of the gene GAS5, whose product is annotated as 1,3-beta-glucanosyltransferase. Gene Ontology annotation, biological process: fungal-type cell wall (1->3)-beta-D-glucan biosynthetic process. The record is from RefSeq and is a predicted model, not a curated record. Bases 1 to 1464 code for a protein of 487 amino acids. The transcript has a single exon. Lineage: Eukaryota; Fungi; Ascomycota; Saccharomycetes; Saccharomycetales; Saccharomycetaceae. Gene Ontology annotation, molecular function: 1,3-beta-glucanosyltransferase activity. Gene Ontology annotation, cellular component: cytoplasm; fungal-type cell wall.